Mytilus trossulus (common blue mussel) is the source of this 4253-nucleotide messenger RNA. RefSeq lists its product as uncharacterized. Bases 1007 to 3343 code for a protein of 778 amino acids. NCBI's taxonomy places the organism in Eukaryota, Metazoa, Mollusca, Bivalvia, Mytilida, Mytilidae. The record is from RefSeq and is a predicted model, not a curated record. The transcript has a single exon.
AUCUGAACUGCUUUAUGGAUCGUUAACGAAAAUCUUGGGCGAGGACAAUGUGAUUUAUGUCAGAGUUUAACCCGCUCUUAUAUGAGGAAUUUCCAGCAAUAAUCCAGUACUAUUUGCCAAAAGUUCUGAAUACAGCCCACGCGAUGUUAUAAAUCUCCGUUAUUGGCACGUUCAAAAACUACGUAAUGGUUUCAACUUUGAGUAUUUGUCUCCAAUUUUCGAAGAUCACGACUUGGAUCUAUAUCGUUAUGUAGUAUAAAAGUAAAGUUCUUAAGAUGUUAGAGGAGAUAAAACUUAUACGAACAACAUUAUUAUAGGAGCUUAUACUCUUUAUCUACUGCGGAUAUUUUAAAAUCUACAGACAUCGCCUAUAAACAUAUAUGAACUUUUAACAACGUGCAAAUAACAUGAAGAUGGAAUUUCACUUAAUAUGUCGCUCUGCAUGGAUACACAAUUAUUUCAGUAUCUUAAGAAUUAAAUGACAAAGAAAAAUCAAUCAUUCAACUUUACUUUAUAUAUAUGACAGAGAAACUAUUCAUCUCACCUGAACAACUACUAUUUGGAUCUUUUAAACGGAAAAAUAUUUUAGACUUACGCAUAUACAAAAAUUAAAUGGCAAGCGAGAUUAUAAUUAUACAUAACCACGAUUUGCAGCUUUUAAUAUUAAAUGUAUAACUUGUUCAUACAAGUUGGAAAUAUUAUUUAUUUAUUUCAAACCAAAUCAAAUUAAAAAGUAAAUGGACUGGACUUGUAUUUGAAUUUAAAGUGUGCUUUGUGUAUGUUCAAAUAUCAAACAGGAUAUGGAAUCAGGAAUUUAAUAUAUGGGAUCUAUAAAUUUUAAGUGAAAAAUCAACUGUUAUCUGCAGUUUAUUAUGCAACCGUUAUAAAAGUGUAUUGCCUACAUAUAUAUCCGAGAAAUACACAAUUGUCAACAAAUCGAUCUUUAAUAUGUACCUGAAAAUAACAGGUAUACAGAUCGAUAUUGGAUCUUCUCAGUGUUAGAUUAAUGGCGAGGGAUGAACUAUAUGUAAUGGCUGUAAGUGGAAUUUAUGGAUAUCACGCAACUAAAACUGGUUCGAAAUGUUCCUUAGUGUGGAUGGCCAGCUGUUUCGUCAUCCCAUCGUCUGUACAAUGUCGAACUAUAGGAACUUGGGAUGAUAUAUCCGAUGAUCUUCAUCGUCUUGAAUAUGUUGACAGUGAAAGUGACCAUGUUAUGCCUAGGAUGCUAACGCAUGCAGAUUUACACAGCGAAUCGCAAAACAAUGUUCAUGAAAUCUAUCGGUUAUCCCCUGAACCUUACCGGAAUGAAGGGGAUGGGAAUUCUCGUGAAACAGAACGAAGUUUCGAACAGGAAGACCCGAUUGAUGACUAUCUUGCCGAAUAUGCUCAAAUUAUUUCAUCUAAGGAGGAAGAAGAAGAGGAAAACAAUACAGAGGAAUAUAUUAGACCGUCAGAGACAAGUAGUCAGACUCAUGAUGAGAAAAGACAGAUAUUUGCUCGUCGGAAAAGUUGUUCGGAUGUAAGUAAAAAAGCAGGUUUAUCAUUGGGUUUAAGUAUUCCGAAAGACCAAUCGGCAGAUGAUUUUCAUGUAUCGUCUGCUGCAAGAUCUCCUAAUAAGCCAGACAAGUUCGAUUUUAAAAGUAUAACAGCAAUGGCUCGACGAAUGUCUAUUCCCAUUUUAGACAAAUCUGAAGACGUUGACCACGGAACAAAAAUUUACGGUGAAAAGUUGAUCAAGAAAAGUAGAACGACAAAACAAUUUCGAGAGGCCUUUUCAGAGGAAACUGAUGAUUAUAUUCCUCACAGAGCUCCCAAAACAUUAUCAAAAUCCUUAACCACUAGCGAAAUAGAAAAUGCAUGUGAUGAAUUAAAGAAUGAAAAGCCAGGAAGUAUGAAAAAUAUUGUUGCCGAGUUAAAACUAAGAGGUCAAAAUUACAAUGAAAGUAAGCAUAGGAAUGAAGAUAAUAACAACCAAGACAAUAAUUCAUAUCAGAAAAUGUCGAAAUCUUUAACAAUGUCCGAAAUAGAAAAAGCAAGCGACGAUUAUAAAAUAGAAUCCCCGGUUCAAUUCAGGUGUGUAGUGAAAGAACUCCAGCAACGCAGCGAGGACCUACCUGAAGACGGAUAUCAUCAUGACGAAUCGUUCGGAAGCAACAGCCUUGAUCAGUCUUUUACUGGGUCAUAUACAUCGGAUAGCUCCCAUACAAAUAGUCUACGCAGAAAUAGAUCUGACGACAGUCGCAGAAUGGAAAAAAAUAAUUACAAGGCAAAUAGAUCAAGUGAUCCAGUCCGAGGAUACUCUAACACUUUACCAAGCAAUAGGGCGCACAAUUCUCGUUCUACCGAAAUUCGCAAUAAUCACACAAACAGACUUAGCGACUCAAUGCGGGAUAGUCAUUUUUCCAAGACACUUCCUGCUAAUUUUGACGGAAAUAUCAGUGGUGCUAGCACUCCACGGAAUUAUCGCGAUGAACACAAUUCUAAAAUAAAUUCAUCAAGGCAAAAAAGUGAAGAGCCUGCGUCAGAUCUUAUGAAGAAAUUAAACAAUCUAACGGCACAAACAAGAAUGGCAACGAGACCUAGUCUCGGAAACAUAGAAGGAUACGAACCUUCAUCUUCAACAAUGAUGCGGUCACAGUCUGUGAUGAAUGUAUCUUCGCCAUUAUCACCGAGAUAUGACCGCAACCUAUUAUCGAGUAGUUUAAGUUCGUCGACUUCUUCUUCUUCGGACAUACCUGCAAUAUCUUACCACAGUGUUGUCGAUCCGUGUCACAGAUGCUGGAAAACUGUUUAUUCAUUGGAUAAAGUUGGACCAAUCAGAAAAGUGCAGUAUCAUAAACAGUGCUUUCGAUGUGUCACGUGCAAUACGAUGCUUUCACUGAAUACUUACAAACAAAAUGUGAAUGACAAGUCGGACGUGCAAGUUUAUUGCAAGAAACACGUCCCGACCCUUGAAUCACCUCACAUCGACUUGGAGGCGAAAAAUUUAAAUGUGAUGAUGCAUCAUCCGAAAUUGGAUAGUGUGAAUACAAAUAUCAGAGGAGGGACACUAGAGGAUAAACGUAAAAGUAGAAAUCUUCACCCAUUGCGUAUAGGGCGUGCCGUCAGCACUCCUAGGCUAGAUUUAAUUUGUGGACCAAAUGAUAACUCCGAAUCGUAUGAUGCUCCUAGUAUCGACAAAAAUGGCAAUGUUAGUCUGCGAGAAUUAAAAAUGGACGAUACACCGAGGUCUGUUUGGUCGAGGUCAACUUUCUCGGCUGCUAAAUUGGAUCUGACGGUACCAGCUUCUGCACGGACUGGUUCGUCGCUAUACCGAACAGUGGACACAUGGAAUUACCUAUGAAUAUAUGGAUAUAACGCAAUAUUUAGUACUUAUAGUCAAUGUGUUCAAAUGAAGUUAUAAUGGAUAAUAUUUAUCUCAUUUUAAUCUUUAAUCAUUUUUUUCAAAAGUUGGGAGUGCCGGUUUUGUUUCUGGCACACCGAAAAGGCCGUAUCAUUCAUCAAUAUGUUGGUAAAUGCUUCUUCGCCUAUAGUCGUAACUUUCAGUUUCUAUAACUGGUUACAUUAUCCUUAUAGGCAUAUAAUAUAUCUACAACCACAGGAAAAACAAAACUUUGAUUAAAAAGCCUUCAAAUGAGAAACAUUAAUCGUCAACUAUGUAUGCUAGUGCCUCAAAACUGUUUAUUUUACUUUGAAACAGGUUACUUUGAAAUAUCAUGUAAUAUAUAUUUAGGUAACAAUAUACAAAAAAUGUAUCAAUAUUGUCUGGAUUAGAUCUACGGCUAGUUCACUUGUCCCCUUUUUAUUUUUACGAUUUUAAAAGUCUUGCCUUUUACUGUGCUAAUGUAUUUAAUUGAUACAUAUAUAUUGUGGUUUUAUGGGUUAAAUUGGCAUAACACCAAGCAUUUAAAAUACAAACAAAACAAAAAUCACGCCUUAAAUGAUUCAAGAUUCGAAGAAUGUUAUAUUUGUUUAAAAUUUUGAAUGAUCAUAACUAUGUAUGUGACUAACACGAUUUCGAAUACUUUAUGGACAUGGCAAAUUUAUUAAUUUUUUUUGUUUUUUUAAAGUUUUUUUAUGAUGACUAAUUAUCAAUAUUUAAUUUUGCAGUCAACCCUAAAUAUUUAUUUAACCGAUAGCUUUAAGCAUAUAUUACUUGGUCCAUUAUUUAUUUGAUCAAAUUUAAUGUACCUGAGAAUGUUAUAUUGCAAUUAAAAAGUACUUAUAUUUUGUAAUAAAUAUAUAUGUAGCUA